Messenger RNA from Elgaria multicarinata webbii, 1934 nucleotides. It is a transcript of the gene PIGR, whose product is annotated as polymeric immunoglobulin receptor. The coding region runs from base 1 to 1905 and encodes 634 amino acids. The transcript has 10 exons. Lineage: Eukaryota; Metazoa; Chordata; Lepidosauria; Squamata; Anguidae. The record is from RefSeq and is a predicted model, not a curated record. Gene Ontology annotation, cellular component: plasma membrane. Gene Ontology annotation, molecular function: transmembrane signaling receptor activity.
AUGGCUCUCCCAGUCUUCAUCUUUUUGUUGGCCUUUAUCCUAGCUGAAUCUGCAAGUGUUUCAGCUUCAAGUCCCAUAUUUGGGCCAAGACAGGUGAUUGGUUUACUUGAAGGUUCUGUUACUGUGAAAUGCUUCUACCCGCGCACUAGUGUGAACAGACAUAGCAGAAAGUACUGGUGUAAGGAAUCAACACGUCAAUGUUCAACUAUUAUUUCAUCCAAUGGCUUUGUUGCCAGAGGUUAUGAAGGUCGAGCCUCAAUAACAGACUUUCCAGAGAAUGGCAUAUUCAUCAUAGAAAUAGCAAAGCUGUCAAGAAGAGACAUUGGGGGAUACAAAUGUGGCAUUGGUUUAAAUGACCAAGGACUGUCUUUCAGAGUCAAGCUGGACGUUACUGAAGAUUCGGUAAUGCCUGAAGAAGCUCAACUCUUUUAUGUCAAGCAACACGGAUCAGUGACUAUGACCUGCGCCUUUGGUGCUCAAUACGCAAGUGCUAGGAAGUACCUGUGCAAGAUGACCAAGUCCCAGUGUUCCACUGUUGUUGACACUUUUGGAAAUAUUGACCCGUCCUACAAAGGAAGAGUUCUGUUGAGCUAUCUUGCGAGUCCUGGAUCAUUCAGUAUCAUUGUGACCCAAUUAAAGAAGGGAGAUUCAGGGUUAUAUCUCUGUGGAGCUGGAAACUAUGGGGCAGAAGGAGAAUCCAAGAAAUUGGAUGUACACGUUUAUGAAGAGCCUUCAAUGCCCAGUGGACAUCCAGUACUACGUGGAGUCCUGGGUGGUUCAGUCUCCGCUGAAUGUCGUUAUGAUCCAAAAGAGAAUGUCACAAUAAAAUACUGGUGCAAGUGGAAAGAACAUGGAUGCACUCAGUUAAUAAACAACUUUGGAUAUGUGCCGAGUGAAUAUGAGGGAAGGAUAGUGAUGCACGAUAACCCAGAAAAUGGCACAUACACCAUCAUACUGAAUCAACUGCAGGAGGACGAUUCAGGGCACUACUGGUGUAUGACAGAUGGAGAACAUGAAAUGAAGUCAACAACAGAGCUGAAAAUUGUAGAAGGGCAGACCAAUUUAGAAGUCAAAAAUGAAAUUCAGGUUGUCGCUGGCUCUGCAUUGACUAUGUCAUGCUCUUAUUCAUGCAAAUAUGUUCUGUACCAGAAGUAUUGGUGCAAGUGGAAGAACACUGGGUGUGAACCUCUCGUCUCAUUAGAACAAAACCAAACAGGCGUGAUCGUUAAUUGUGACAAAGACAGUAGAAAUUUGACUCUGAAAUUUGAUCAAGCAUUACCAACAGAUCAAGGGUGGUAUUGGUGUGGAGUCAAAAAUGCAGGUCACUAUGGAGAAACGGCUGCAGUACAUCUGAGAGUGCAAGGAGUACUUCAAAAUUCUGAAGAAAUCCCCAAUGCUGCUGAAGCACCGGAUGAUGUUGUGAUUCCUGGAAGAAAUGCUGAAAAUAGGGGUGCUGUCCUAAAUGGAGCUGAGGACUCAGCUGGAGUUGAAAGUUCAGCAGAUAGCCAUGGAGGGAGAAAAAAUUCCACAAUUCUUCUCUCCGUUUUGGUCCCUAUUGGGGUCUUGUUUCUGCUUCUUGUAACAAUCUUUGUUGUUGUGAAGUUCAGGAUUUUCAAGAAUUCAGACCUGGUCUCAGUUGGAAGCUACAGGACAAACAUCAGCAUGACGGAUUUUGAGAAUACGAGACAGUAUGGGGCAAAGGACAAUGUGUGCAUGGAAGGAGAACCACAUGAAACCCAAAUAGGGGGGAUGGAUGAUUAUGUAAUUACUACUGGCAGUCCUAAGGAGGGUGGUAAAUCAAAGAAGACAAAGAGGGGCUCCAAAGAAGAAGUUGAGAUGGCUUAUACCACAUUCCUGCUUGAUUCAGACAACAAUCCCCCUCCAAAAAGCACCCAGGAAACUUAAGAAAUUGCUAAGGAGGCUUAUCGCAGACG